Molecule: messenger RNA, 10624 nt
Organism: Passer montanus (Eurasian tree sparrow)
Lineage: Eukaryota; Metazoa; Chordata; Aves; Passeriformes; Passeridae
Gene: BCL6
Product: BCL6 transcription repressor
Exons: 10
Coding region: 7333-9462 (709 amino acids)
Biological process (GO): negative regulation of transcription by RNA polymerase II; regulation of cytokine production; regulation of immune system process
Molecular function (GO): protein binding
Source: RefSeq, a predicted model, not a curated record
GAAGAGCCGAUGAGACUUAGGAAAUAAAAAAGAAAACAAGAAGAAAAAAAAAUAAAAAAGGGAAAAAAGUCAAUAAAAAAUAGGAGGGGUGGGGGGAGCAUCUAGGUUUAGUUCCCAGUUCCUGGGAGAUGGUUUAUUUCUUCUUUAUAGGAAUCAAAAAUAUAUUUGUCAUUUACCAAAUUAAAUAAAAAUAAUCCUAGCAUUAAAUUAUUUUUAGUACAUUAAGAGUUACGUUCUUAUGGGCAAUAAUCUAUUUGUAACACUGUAAUGGAGUAACUGGCAAUUUCAUACAGCUUCGGGAUCGAUUUUUUCCUAUUUGCCAUGUACCUAUGCAAAUAAAUAUCCCAUUUGAUUCAUGUCCAUAUAGUAGGAUCUGCCUGCUUCUUUCUUACUCCUUUAAUAUUUAAUUAUUUAAAACAAGGAGAAAUCUCACGGGAAUUUUUGUCUUAAAAAAUAGCUGACUUUUUCUUGUCAUCCGAGAAUAACAGAAAAAAGAUGUGAAAAUCUAAUUCUUUUUAAGUCCUAAAACUGAAACUCAAAUAAGGACGAGGAGAAAAAAAAUCUUAAACCCCAGAAACCAAACUUCCUCCCCUCCCUUUUUACAUGAAUAUUCUGAGUUUUUACUGUAGCUAUUCAUAGUCAUACCUAAAUGUAGUCUAUAAAUCUACUAAUAUAUUAUUUAACACUCUAACUACUGGUAUAAAAAUUAUAAAAUAUUCUGUUGGCAAUACAUUUAAUUGAAUUCUUUUUAGAGACAGCUUGUUACUGCCAGACAUGCUUUUAGAGAUAGUACGGAGAAAUAAAAGAAUUCCAGAAGGCAGUAAAACAAAUAAUCACCAUUUUCACCAUUACUUCCAGAUACCCUCCUAUCCAGUCACUAAAUCCUUUAAGUCUAAAUCAAAGAGUUUCCGUGAACAAAAUUGCACAGAUAAUUUCAAAGAAUAUAAAAAUUACGUCGAUGUUUUAUUUGAAGAGAGAAAUUGAAAUUCACACAGUACUCUACAGGCUGAGACGUCCGAGGAGUUAUUAGAGGAAAAACAGAAGUAAACCAGGCUAGUUUAGCCUGAACUUUAGAGGCCUAUUUCAAAAUGAUCAGGGUCAAUGCAAAUCCUUUUCUUAAUUGCAAUGUGCUUGUGCCUCUAAAAGUUUGAAGCAUUGUCCUUCUUCUUAGUCUCUCUGCUGAUUUUUAUUAUCAGGUAUCUGCAAGAUUCUCUGAGACAUAGGAGUAAUAAACAAUAUUAUAAACCAUUCAAAGCAAGCACUGCCUUUUAUUAUUUUUAUUACUUUUUUCCCCAACAAUGCAACUUACACAUUGGGUUUGAACUACCUCAGCACAACUCCCUAAUCAGAGAAAUAUCUGUAGGGGUUAGUGAGGUUUUUUUCACUGUAACAUCUGAACGCUGACAGAUCUGCUGAAAAGAAAAGAGGUCAGUAGUGCUGCUCAGCACAGGCCAGGGAUAUUCAGCUUCCACUGGUCACACACUUCAGUUUGGUGGGUGCCAGGAUGACAAGAUUUGGGGACAAGCAAGGGAUUGGGCUGGGGAUGCUGAUCAGGUGAAGGCUCCCCCAGCACAUCCCCUGCCAGGAGGCUUCUUGCCCGGCACAGCCCCACUGAGGCAUGGAAGGCUUUGGUCCAUAACUGGUUAAAAAUCUGCUGGGUCCAGGGUGGGGUGGGAGGUAAUUAUCUGCAGCUUGAAAACUUUAGGAUGAAGGUUCCCUUUUAAAUCUAAGAUGGGGCAGAACUGGUGUGGGGCUGUGAGGGCUCAGUGGAAUGGUGACAGUCCUUACCCACCUUCCGAGAGCUGCUGUUUACACUCAGCCAGUUUGGGAGAUCAGGCAGGAGACAGGCAGAUAUCUUGCUCCUAUGUGGCAAGGAAGUAAUUUUUGACAGGCAAGUCUACACUGUCUCCUGGCAGCAAGCACCAAGCAGACAUGCCAGAUAUUUGGGCAAUUUUGCCAGAAUAUUAUCCUGGGGGUUGAUGUGCACACAGCAUGGAUGCACAUCCCUCCAUCAUCAGAGCAGCUCUUCUUGCAGAGUAUUCAUCUGAGGCAAUUCAUUACCCCAAACGGGACGUCUGGACAUGGCUCGGAGUUAAAAUGUGUUCUCAGGCCGUGUGGGGAGCCAUGGCAUGGCAUGGAGGCACUGAGGGCCAGCCAGUCACACAGCCCUCCACACACAGGGAGCCCCUGGCUGUCCCUCCCUCCAUCCAGACCUCAUCCCUCUGGUCCUGUCCUCCAGGGCACCCUGUGCUUCCCUUCCCAGUACCCAUCCAGAUGCUGACAGAUGCCAAGAGGUAUCUGCAGCCACCUAAAGCCUCUGCACAAGAUGUAAAAGGAGUAACACAGGUUGGGCCAGGGGCUUGUGGCUGGUGGGCUCAGUGGGAGCCAGACCGGUGAGGGAGAGGUACAGCCAGGUGUGCCCAGGACGUGCUGGGACAGCCAGGUUUUACCACAACAUUCAAGUUUUUCCACUUCCAGUCCCUUUCCCUUGCAGUGAAGACCGAAUCAGAACACAAACACUCAAAUUUACAACAAGUAAAAAUAAAAAAGAAAGCAAGAGAAGGGAGCCCCGACGAGCACUGCAGCACCCCUCUCCCUGCCAUUCCCAUACACCCAGCUGCUGCUCCCUCUUGUCCUCCCAGCCGGAGCCCAUGCCUCGUCCGAUACCCAGGAAAACAUUUUGUUCUGCGUAAAAGGCUAAAGCUAACACAUGACCAGCGAGAGGCAGCAGUUUGUUUAGCUCUUGGAGUUUAUUUUAAUUGCGGCCUUGUUUUGUAAUGAGGACGGCUGCAGCAGGGGGAGCCUGCUGGGAUCCGGGGGGCUGUUCCAGAGGAGUUUCCUUAUCAAUAAAAAGAACUCUCAACUAUUUAAAUCAACAACAACUGCAUGGCAUGCAUGUUCAGCUGCUUUGUUUUCUGGGAAGUUAAACUGCACCCAUUUGCUUAUUCAGGAUCUCAGUGGCUGGCCAGGAUCACAAGUCCCCUCCAAGUGCCACCUUUCACAUCCCCAACCACCACCAGGGAGGAAUGAAGACGAGAGAAACGGGCCCCGUGUUCAUGCUGACAGACACAAAACAGCCUGGUAAACCUUAGUAGUUUGUUAUGAUGAUGCAUGAAAAAAAAGGAGGAAAAAAAUUUAAAAUCAUGUGAUUUUUAUGCAAAUCAGAUGAAUUGGACGGUUUAAAAAAACCUUAAAUGUCAGGUAGAUAAGAUCACAUACACCUAGAGCAGUGUCAUGAUGUUCUCUGUACAUUACAUUCAUACUGGAAACCAAAACGUGUUACAGAAAUCAGACACCCACAAAAAGCUCUGAGAUUGCACUGAGAACAGGUUCCUGCAAAGCACCGGCCUCUGACAAAAAAAAAAAAAAAGGCAAAAGAAAAAAAGUAGGUUAGAUUAGAAAACAAGAUAGCUGAAUUCAGGCAGGGACUCGGCUGUCCCUGCGCAGCCUGGCCUCGCUGCAUUUGCAUUAAUAUGCACAAAACUCCUUUUAAGUAACGUUCAUGCAGUGGCACCCAGCUCCAAAAUGGGCAGGCUGUUCCUAAAACCCAUCCUCGAGGGCUGUGGGGAAGCGGAGAGGUUCACAGGCUCUCUUCUGUCAGGCCGAACUUUUCUCUCUUAGACACAUUUUUAUUUUCCCUUUAAAAGUCCUGGCAGUUAUUUUUGUGUGAGGAUGGGGAAGCCUUAUGGCCUGAAGGAGUUAAUUUCAAAAGAAAAAAUUAUAGUGGGGUACUGUUUAUUUAAGCAGUGUUUUGUAGAACACAAGGCAUUUCUUUCCAGGGGUGCGGCUCACCUGGGAAAAAUACGCACUGGCCUCGAUAUACCAUAAAAACCUGCUCUGUGUCCCCUAGAGGGAAACGACCCAAGCCCGGGGACUCCCCUCACUGCCAAGUAGCACCUCCAGCCCCGAGGCCCUUCCACAUCCAACUGCAGCUCCCAGGGAUGGCUGAAUAAUUUCACACUGCUCUGUGCCCUGCACGCCAGCACACAGGCAGAGGGGUUGUUUUUCAUCCCAGGAGCUUUGCCAGGGGAGGACAUGAAGAAGCUGGAGAGGGACAGUCCGUGGGAGGGUGUGAGGCACCUGUGGCAAUGCCCAGCUCUGCUCCUGCUCCUUGGAGCUGCUCCUGCGUGACCAAAAUACCCCUGCCAGCUCCAAGGGGAACCAUUUCGCAGCAGCACCAGCCCUGUUCCAGCACUGCCACCACUUUGCGGUGUGGCACUGGGGGGUUCAAACCCUUGUCUGGGUGAGGAGCUCCCUGCAGCACAGAGGGUGUUUUUGGGAGAGGGGUGCGUGGGGCUGAUCCCCCAGCGGGGCUGCCACAGCCUCCCACAGGCAGGGCCGAGCUCCUCCACGUGCCACACAGGCACCUCGUGGGUGUGCAGGAGCCACGCCGAGCCCGGGGCUGCUGACAAACGUCCCACAGCCAGCAUGGGGCUGCCGGUGGCUUUCCACACUCCCACCAGCGACCCUCCCCACCACGGGGUCACCAUUCUCCCCCAAAGAGAAAACACUUGCGGAGGCAGGGGAAGCUGUCCCACCGGGACGCUGCCACCCUGGCAGCCACCACCACUGCCAGCGGCUGCCGUGCUUGUCCCCAGAGCUGGGACGGGCAAAGGAAGAGCGUGUCAAGGCCGCACUCAGCAAAGAUCCCUCUGGCCAGUGGUGGGAGAGGGCUCCCAGGAAAAUGACUCCAUCCCCAGCUCCCUGGAGCCCCCAGCGAGGCAGCACAGGGACCGCUGGUGCUUUUGGGGCAGCAGGAAGCAGUGGGGAGCAGAGGCGGGUGGCAAGAGCCCGUGGGUAGCUGCAGCUGGGCCCUGAGUGACAGCGAGGGAGCAGGAGAAGUUAUGACACCAAAGCAGAAAGGCCAAAAACUCAGCAAAGGCGCCCAGGCCGCUCAGCUCCCAGUCCGAAAGGGAUGCUGCUGGCUGCUCCCUAUGUCCCCGCAACGAGGCGGGUUAGGAUGGAAAUUCUGAUGCAAGCCCGGCUUGGCUGUGGCCGGGCGGAGUGAGAAAUCUUCCCCCGUAAGAGUGCUACUUGAACGGAAGCUGUGCUCGACCUCGGGUCUCCACCAAAAAUCCCCCAAGCGGCAGCCCUCCCGCCGCCGCUGCCGGGCGUCCCGCGGGCGCGGGGCUCGCUGGGCUCCGGCUAAAGCGAAAGCGUCACACGCUGCAGAGAAAUGACAAACAGAACAGAGCUGUCGCCCCCAACACCCCCUUCCUUUGGGUUUCAGUGCUGGGGGAAAAGGAAAAAAAUGAAACCGAAUCAAAAUCCCGGAACGGAGUUGCUGCUCGCGGGUCUGUCCCUCCUUCGGUCACUCGCAGAGCCGGGAGCUCUCUCCCUGCCCCGGGCCGCACAAACCACACGGCUCCGGCUGCACCCGCUCCCUGGGAAUCCCAUACUGCGUUUUACCCACAGGGAAGCCGUCUCUCCAGCACAUCUGUACCACCUCAAGUGUCUCGGGAGUACCAUCCCUGUCUUGCCACCGGGCUAUUUUUAAUGACGAGCCGUAUUAGCACAAGGGCUUUCUUCCUAAUUUAUUACCCCCCCACCGCCGGGCCGCCCAACCUCCUUGCUUUGAAAUGUUUCGGUUCAAGAGCUCAGCUGAGAAAUCAAAAUAAAGGCAGCACCCGGGCGCUCCGCGUCCGAGGCGGCCGCUCCGUGGGCUCCACAGUGCUGGAAUCAGUAGCUCCGAGCAACUGCACCAGUGUGGAGCGAGGGCACCGUGACCUGCGGUGGUUAUUCUCGUAAACAAAUUUCUAUUAAUCACCAGGGCCCGGGAAUGCCUUCACAGCCCGGAGCGUGCCUUCCCCCGCUCCCCACCAGCCCGGCCGGCAGCUCGCAGCCCGAAAACCCGUCCGGGAGAGCGGAAUGAGCGAUGUGAACCACCCCCGGAGCCGAGCCUUGCUGCAGGCCCCCAGGAAAGAAACAGGCGAGGCGGGGGGACAGGGGCAGGGAUGCCCAGAUUUCCAUCCGCGGAGCUGCGGCUGCACAGGGGAAGGCUGGGGUGACAGGUCCCCUCCUUGCCCGCCCUGCGGAACCCACCCGCGACACCGACUGCGAGCCUUCGCAUUAUUCCCCCCUCCCACCUCCCGGCAAAGGCCUCUGCCCAGCGAGACGCAAAAAAAGUGCAGAAAUAAAAUCCCUUUCCAGAAAAGCCGAAGCGAUUUUGCAUCCCCCAGCACAGUACAACAAUUCCAUACAAGCAGAAUAUUUAUAGACUUACAGGUUAUUUUGCAACAAUAACAAAACAGCUACACAGAAUUAACCCACCACUUGAGUGUCCUGGAAAGGAAAAGAGAACACGGAUGGAAAAAAAAAAAUAAAAGAAGAAAAAAAUCAUCAAAAUGGUUUGUUUUUAAAGAAAUAAAAAAAAAAAUAAAUAAAACCAAAAAUUAAUAUGGGGAGCUCAUGGGGAACCAUCUUUAAGGAAAAAGCUUCUUUCCCCAAGAGUAAAUCCCAUUGGAGGCCCUGAGCCGAGUGUGGCUGUUUGCAAAAUUUAAUUUAAAAAAAAAAAAAGGCUGAAUGAGUGAAAAAAUAAUUAAAGGAAAAAAGCAAAAUUCCAGAACAAUGCAGCUGGCUCCUGGCUUUGCUCGCUGGGCUGUUUGGUUGCUUUGGGAUGUUUUUUAAGGGGGGGAGGGUGCUUUAGAAACGCAAAAGUGCCCCCCCGCCCCAGAGUAAAUAAAUAAAAAAAAGAUAAAUUAUAAUUAAAAAUACAUAUAUAGAGAUAUAAAAAAAAUAAGUAAGAGGCGCAAAAAAAAGCCAGAAGCGGAGGCUGGUGGUGGCAGGGGUGUGAUGUGUGUUUGCACCGCCCGGAGCUGUGCCCGGGACCCCCCGUUUUCCUCUCCCGCCGCUGUCGCUGUCGCCGCCGCCGCUCGGUCCGGUCCGCGCCGCGCGCGCUGCUCCGCGCCCGCGCGCCCCCCACGUCACCGACAGCACCCGCCGCCACGUGACCCGCCGGCCGGGCGCGACCACUGCUGGAAGGGGGGAACGGGGAGGGGGAUGAACGGGGGGCGACACCGUGAGACCCCCGCCGCCGCCGCGGCCCCCCCGGGGUGCGCGCCCCCACCGCGCUCUGCCCGGUGUCGGCCUCCCCGGGGGGGAGCGCGCACCGGGAGCGGCGCGGCGCCGCGGAAGGCGCGGAGGGGGGAGGUCCGUGGCCCUCCCCAUGCCGAGCGCGAUGGUAGAGUCCGCAGCUCAAAUUCCGAGAAUUGGGCUCUGUUGAUUCUUAGAACUGGGGUUCUUAGAAGUGGUGAUGCAAGGAGUUUCUAGGAAAGCCCGGAGACCAGGUUUGAAAGAAACUUUUGGACUGUGAAUUGAGGCAUUGGACUCAAGAUGGCCUCGCCGGCAGACAGCUGCAUCCAGUUCACGCGCCACGCGAGCGACGUCCUCCUCAAUCUCAACCGCCUUAGAAGCCGGGAUAUCUUGACCGAUGUUGUCAUCAUCGUGAACCGGGAGCAGUUCCGAGCCCACAAAACAGUCCUGAUGGCCUGCAGUGGCCUCUUCUACAGCAUCUUCACUGACCAGCUCAAGUGCAACUUGAAUGUUAUCAACCUGGAUCCUGAAAUUAACCCUGAGGGGUUUUGCAUCCUCUUGGACUUCAUGUACACCUCCCGCCUGAACUUGAGGGAGAACAAUAUCAUGGCUGUGAUGGCCACAGCACUCUACCUGCAGAUGGAGCACGUGGUUGACACCUGCCGAAGGUUUGUCAAGUCUAGUGAAGCAGAGAUGGUGUCUGCUGUGAAGACCCCAAGGGAAGAGUUUUUGGCAGGACGGAUGCUGGGCCACCCAGAGGUGAUGGCUUAUCGGAGCAGAGAUGUCUCAGAGAAUGGCAUGCCUCUUCAAAACGGCUCUCUCUGCAACGGGAGGGCCUUCGCACCUGGCUUGAUCAACAGUUUGUCUGGAUCCCCCAUUUCCUACCAUGGAUACAGCCCUCUCCCUCUAAAUAGCUUCCUAGUGGAUGAUGAGUUGCGGGAGAUGAGGAUGCCUCUCUCUGAACUCUCAAGGGCAGGUGCCUUCCCCAAGGAGAGGAUCCUGCCGUGCGACAGCUCCAGGACAAUCCCCACCGAGUACGUGAGAACCAUUACCGACAUCUCUGCCAACAUGUGCCACGCCACCAUCUAUGCUCCAAAAGAAGGUGCUGCUGAAGAAGCCAGGAGUGACAUGCACUACAGCGUGGCUUCUGGGCCCAAACCUGUCAUCCCUUCAGUCCGGAACAACCCCUACUUCCCUUGCGAUAAAGUGGCCAAAGAGGAGGAGCGGACCUCUUCAGAGGAUGAGAUCAGCCAGCACUUUGAGCCCACCAACACACCCCUGGACCGCAAGGGACUCAUCAGCCCUCAGAGCCCACAGAAGUCAGAUUGCCAGCCCAACUCACCAACUGAGUCCAGCAGCAGCAAGAAUGCCCGUAUCGGCCAGAACUCCAGCUCCCUCUUCACCAAAAGCCCCACAGACCCCAAAGCCUGCAACUGGAAGAAGUACAAGUUCAUUGUCCUCAACUCUCUCAACCAGAACACCAAGCAAGACAGCGCUGACCAGAACGAGAUGGGAACCCUCUCUCCUCGCACCUACGUGCCCAUGUCCACUUGCCAGCAGUCCAUGGAGCCGGAGCAUCUCAAUGUGCAAUCCCCCACCAAGAUAAGCGUGAAUGGUGAAGACUCUACAAUCCCACAAGCAAGCAGGCUCAACAAUAUUGUUAACAGGUCCCGGGAUGGGUCCCCUCGGAGCAGCGAAGGGCAGUCCCCACUGUACAUGCAUUCAUCGAAGUGCAGCUCCUGUGGCUGCCAGUCCCCACAACAUACUGAGAUGUGCCUUCAUACCCCUGGCUCAAACUUUGGAGAAGAGAUGGGGGAAACCCAGUCUGAGUACUCUGACUCCAGCUGUGAGAAUGGAGCCUUCUUCUGCAACGAGUGCGACUGCCGGUUCUCCGAGGAGGCCUCUCUCAAGAGACAUUCUCUGCAAGUGCACAGUGACAAGCCCUACAAGUGUGACCGCUGCCAGGCCUCCUUUCGCUACAAGGGGAACCUCGCCAGCCACAAAACCGUCCACACAGGAGAGAAGCCGUACCGCUGCAACAUCUGCGGGGCGCAGUUCAACCGACCAGCCAACCUGAAAACCCACACACGCAUCCACUCUGGGGAGAAACCCUACAAGUGUGAGACUUGUGGGGCCAGAUUUGUCCAGGUGGCCCACCUGCGUGCUCACGUGCUCAUUCACACCGGGGAGAAGCCGUACCCCUGUGAGAUCUGCGGCACACGCUUCCGGCACCUGCAGACCCUCAAAAGUCACCUUCGAAUCCACACAGGAGAGAAACCAUACCAUUGUGAGAAGUGCAACCUGCAUUUCCGCCACAAAAGCCAGCUGCGGCUGCACCUGCGGCAGAAGCACGGGGCCAUCACCAACACCAAGGUGCAGUACCGCAUCUCGGCCAGCGAGGCGCCUCCCGAGCUCCCCAAGGCCUGCUGAAGGCACCGGAUUUCCCUGGAGGAGGUCGUCUGGGGGGGCAUGGCGGGGAGAAGCUGUCCAAAGGAUGCUUGCAACACUUUAAAAGAGAAAAAAAAAAAAAAAAGAGAGAGAAAAAAUAUUCAUCACAUGAUGGAGUGCCUCUAAACCCAUAGUACAGAUAGGUGGAAAAACAUUAGAAAUUUAAAAAAAAAAAUUACAAAUACACGGGUUUUAUUUUUCCCAGUUAUGUGAAACAAAAAGAAAAAAUAAAAUUAUUCAGAUCUUACUGUAUAUAAAACAUUAAAAAAAUUUAAAAUAGUCAUUUUAAAUGUCUGUGCAGUGGAGUGUUGAUAAACUCUGGAGUCUAACCUUCACAGCCUUUGCCGUUUGAAGAUGAGGAAUGUAAUGUUGAUUUAUGGGAACAGAUUUUUUUCUUUUGUAUGCAAAAUGUGUGUUCUUUUAAAGAGAAAGUAUGCUAUUAAAGAGAGGGCUUUAACUUUUUUAACCAAAGGUGAAGGAAUCUAUGGCAGAGUUGUAAAUAUAUAUAGAUAUAAAUAUAUAAAUAUAUAUAUAAAAUAAAUAUAUAUAGACCUUUAAAAAAGCUAUAUUAAAAAUAUAUAAAAUGCAUUAAAGGCUCAGUUGGACUCUGCAGGCAGAAGCCACUCUGAGAAUCUUUAUUAUGAUAGAGCACUUAAGGAGAUAUUUUAAAGUAUUGCAUCUGUACAAGUAAGAAAAUAUUUUGUCUAAAUGCAUCAGUGUAUUUGUAUUUUUUUGCAAGUGAAGGUUUACAAUUUACAAAAAAGUGUGUAUUAAACCAACAAAGCUGCAGAAGGAAUUUAAAAUAAUAAUAAAGUGUAAUUUUUUUGUUCUAGUUCUCAGUCUGUAUAUAUGUAAAAUGUGGUUUCGCACGGUGCCUUUCUUUUCAAUGGAAGUUUUCAGUGUAUGGACUAUAUUGAGCUCAGUUUUUUCAAGGUACAGCCUGAUGUUGCAAAAGGAGUUUUGGUGGAACUCUUAAGUGGGAGAAUGUUUUAUUUUUUUUUUGUUUUGGAUUUUUUUUUGUCUUAUUUUACAUGCUUGUGUUAUAAACAAUCUCGGGAGACAGGGUUUGGGCUGUGUCUAAACUGCAUUAAUGCGUUCUGUAAAAUAUAGCUGUACAAAUAAAAGAAUAAAAUGAAGAAAAGUG